Molecule: messenger RNA, 872 nt
Organism: Ictidomys tridecemlineatus (thirteen-lined ground squirrel)
Lineage: Eukaryota; Metazoa; Chordata; Mammalia; Rodentia; Sciuridae
Source: RefSeq, a predicted model, not a curated record
AGUUGCUUUUUCCAACUGUAACUUGGUCCUUCUCCUGAAACAAAGCAAAAGCCACGCCUUGGCCGGACGCAGAGCGCAAAUCCCAUCAGCGCCUAGUAAACCUCCCUGACGCAAUGUCUGGCCUGCAGCCAGGGGGACCCUCCCUCGGUCUCGCCUUCCUUCCCUCUCUCCCGGUGGUCUCACCGUCACUUUGGCUUUCUGGUUGCCCCGGAAACUGUCCCGGCUGCGCCGCUGGACGUUUUGCCCCGUGCGCCCUGCAUCCCGCACCCAGGGGUCCCGCAUCGCAGCCAGAGCUGCAUCUCUGGAGCAGAGGCAGCGGUUCCGCUCCCCGAGACCAGGGUGGCGGAGACCAGGGCGAGGGUCCAGGAGUCUGGGACUCCGGAGUCCAGCCAGCACCGCGGCUUACCUGACUUGCCCAUGGCCGGCUCUGCGAGCUCCUCCGCUCCCGCUGCGGCUGCGGCUGCGGCUGCGCUGGCGGCACUUAGUGGCGGGCCCCAGCAGCUCCACCAGCCAGGAGUGGGCCGAGCGGCCGCAGUCCCUCCCCCGGAGCCGCCCGGCCUCCGCCUUAUAAGGGGUCAGUUCCAGUAUACUACUGGAGAGGAAUAUAUGAAAAUGGAUUUGGAAAGGAGAAUUCCAGGUAAAACAAACAAGUUGUGUAAGUAUAACUAACAAAUAAAACAUGGACAAUCUGGAAAAUUAUAAGUAAUGUGCUGCUAAAGUGUAAAGGUGGGAAGAAUCAGGGGCUAGAUUGAGAAAAGCUUGGUAUAAUAGCUGAGAAGCAUGAACUAUAUCUUAUAGGAGAGCCACUGAAGAAUUUUAAGGAGGGAAGUGACACAAUCAAAAUAGUCCUUAAAGGAAUCACUUUUGAGAGA